Messenger RNA from Mangifera indica (mango), 1992 nucleotides. RefSeq names its product transcription factor bHLH87-like. Gene Ontology annotation, molecular function: protein dimerization activity; DNA-binding transcription factor activity. Gene Ontology annotation, biological process: regulation of DNA-templated transcription. The record is from RefSeq and is a predicted model, not a curated record. The transcript has 3 exons. Lineage: Eukaryota; Viridiplantae; Streptophyta; Magnoliopsida; Sapindales; Anacardiaceae. The coding region runs from base 348 to 1625 and encodes 425 amino acids.
AUUCAACCCUUCUGUACUUCCUAUCUAUAUAAGCAUGCCUAUAAGCAACUAAAGUUCUACUGUUUUAAUAUUACUCCUCCAUGGCAGCUAAAGGCAGAAGAUUAACACUUCUCCAUCUUUGUUUGUUGCUUUGUGAUAGCUAGCUUUCUUGUGUGUGUUGUUUUGUUGCACAAAUUUUUUGUAACAGUUUUCUUGAGUUCUGUUUUGGGUUGUCUCUUUACAUUGGUGGACAAAGUUUAGUUGCCAAAACCGACGUUAGCAUUACCAGACAGAUAAAGAAGGUGAUAUCAAGCGAAGGCAUAAAAGAAUUAAAAUCCUGUAGUUUCUUUACAGGGAAUUUUUUAUCCAUGGAUACUAUGGGAUGGCAUGGCUGGAGCAACCAACAAGAUGAAGAAAGUUUCAUGCUUUCCAAUAACUCAGAAUUUUAUGCCUAUGGUGGCAAGAAGGAUCAAACAGAAGACAUCUUCCAUCCAAUUCAUGUCAUUCAGAAAGCUCAAGCUUCACUGAUAAAUUCGAGUCCUCAAAAACCCCAAGAAGGUGGAGGGUUAGAAGCCAUUGCACCUUUGAUGAACAGGCCUUACGGCACAACUUCAAUGAGCAAUUUGGUGGCGAAUAUUGGGUUUGGCAUGGUGGAUCAGUCACAAAUUACUGAUGGAUUGCAAAGUAGCAAGGCAGCAGGUGUUUCAACAACAUGCUCUCUAGAGUCUCUUGAUUGUUUGCUCUCAGCUACCAACAGCAACACAGAUACAUCAGUUGAAGACGACGGGAUCUCCAUCAUUUUCUCUGAUUGUAGAAGAAACUUAUGGAACUUUGGUGCCAACAGCAAUGUUUCAUCAGGAGAGUCAGUGAACAAUGCCUCAUAUAUUGCAAGAAAUAAUGAGGAGUUAAAUUGUCCAGUCAAUGAGAUUGAAGAAGCAGUCUCUCAAAGUUCUUCAGAUCAUCAUCAUCAAUAUGUCAACAAUGGCAGAAUUCAAGAGAAAAAGCCUGAUUCAACAACAAAAAGAAGAAUUGAUCAUCAUAAUCCUCCCUUCCAUCUUCUUCAGACUGACCAUUCUUUAGUUGCAGAAGGUGGGUUUAGGCUUAUUUCCGAGAACCCUCCGAAGUCGAAAAAACCAAGAUCAGAGAAGCGUCCAAGUUCAUCAUCAAAUAUCAACUUCCAGCAGCCAAGUUCUUCUGUAUCUUCUUCAAUAGAGGAGCCUGAUCCGGAGGCCAUUGCUCACAUGAAAGAGAUGAUAUACCGAGCAGCGGCGUUCAGGCCGGUGAACUUAGGCCUGGAAGUGUUGGAAAAGCCUAGGAGAAAGAAUGUUAGAAUCUCAACUGAUCCACAAACAGUGGCUGCAAGGCAAAGAAGGGAGAGAAUAAGUGAAAGAAUUAGGGUUCUUCAGAGGCUAGUCCCUGGUGGAAGCAAAAUGGACACUGCUUCGAUGCUUGAUGAAGCUGCAAACUAUCUCAAAUUCCUGAGAUCACAAGUUAAAGCACUAGAAAACCUGAGUCAGAAACCUGAGUCAAUAGUGAAUAAUGGUCCACCUCCAAAUCUUGCUUUCUCUUCUUUACCAUUAUUCAACCAAUCUUUUCCCAUGCAAACCCAUUUCUCACUUCAGAACGCUAAUCCAAAAUGCCCAUAAAAAAAUUCCUAAUCAUGUUCCUUACUCAUUCACUUCAUGAUGAAAUGAUUAAAAGGCAAAACCCCAUUUCCCUUUAGCCUAAAAACACGUACAAAAAAACUGAUGAUAUUCAAUAUCCGUCUAUGAUUAUUAUGUUCAUGAUUAUUUCACUAAUCAUAGCUUAAUUUCCUAAUUACUGCCAUCAUGAAAUCCACCUCCCAAGAGUUUGUUUUUGAUGAUUAUCUAAUUUUCAAUGUGGUGGAAAGGUUUAGCAAUUAUAGCACUUAUGAUUAAGAUCAAGGGGCUAGAAAGUGAUGAUGAUUGUGAUCACUUUAGCUUAUAUUUUAGCCAGUUUGUGUUAAAUUAAUGAAUGGCACUUAGCUGAUCA